Molecule: messenger RNA, 354 nt
Organism: Rotaria socialis
Lineage: Eukaryota; Metazoa; Rotifera; Eurotatoria; Philodinida; Philodinidae
Source: the annotation of a GenBank genome assembly
AUGAUCAACUGUUUCUUCGUAUGCGCUGAUUCCGAUAAAUUUUCACUAAUUGAUACUUCUGCACUACCAAGCUCCGAUGAAUCUACUGUUUCAAUAUUAGAAUCAACCAGUAGUUUUUCUUCAAUAGAAUCAUCAUCAUCAUCAUCAUCAUCACAAUCUAGCCAUAGUAGUAGUAGUAGUCGUAGUAGUACAACUGCUCGUCCAUAUUAUCCUGAUACAUAUAGCCCAGGUUCAACUGCUGGAAUUAUCGUCGCGUCAAUCAUAUUCAUUAUUGUGAUUUCAAUCAGUGCACUUUGUAUUCGUCGUCAACGCGUUCAUUAUUUACCAUAUUAUAACGAUUAUCAGCCAGUUUAA